Messenger RNA from Gilbertella persicaria, 1233 nucleotides. Its product is annotated as pseudouridine synthase. The record is from RefSeq and is a predicted model, not a curated record. The transcript is spliced from 5 exons. Bases 1 to 1233 code for a protein of 410 amino acids. Lineage: Eukaryota; Fungi; Mucoromycota; Mucoromycetes; Mucorales; Choanephoraceae. Gene Ontology annotation, molecular function: pseudouridine synthase activity; RNA binding. Gene Ontology annotation, biological process: pseudouridine synthesis.
AUGCUCUUUUCGAUCAAUCAUAAUCGCAGUCGUUUAUGGCAUAAACAAAUCGUGCGAUCACACCUACGAUGGCAUCAUGUUGCCUCAAUCAAACCGAUCAAGGGUACUAUCAGUCUCCGUAAAGAAAACGAUCUUCAUACAGCUAGCUAUUAUUUUGAGAAUGGUCUUCGAAAAGUAAAGCCUUAUUAUUUCCAUUUUCGUGCGUAUGCUAAAGAACGUAUGUUUAAUUCAACUGUCUUACAAGUCUUUUUGAAUGAAUAUCGAGGACGAUCCGAACAAUACUAUCGAUUUGCUAUAGAGAAAGGGCUGAUUACAGUCAAUCAUAAAAAGACAACACCUGAUACACUCUUGAAAAGACAAGAUUUGAUAAGUCAUGUAGUGCAUCGACAUGAACCACCUGUCACUGAUCAGCCGAUACGUAUUAUUUAUGAAGACGAUCAAUUGCUGGUGAUCAACAAGCCUGGCAGUAUACAAGUCCAUCCAAGUGGGAGAUAUAGGCAUAAUACAGUAUUACAUAUCUUAAGAAAAGAAUAUGGUUACGAUAGACUGUUUCCCUCCAAUCGCUUAGACAGAAUUACAUCUGGCUUGAUGUUAAUAUGUAAGAACCCAGUCAUGGCCAAUGAUAUCGGGUUACAAAUGAGAUCAGGCGAGAUCCAAAAAGAAUACAUUUGUCGAGUUUCUGGUGAAUUUCCAAGAGAACGCAUUGUGUGCCGUGAACCGAUCAAGACACUCUCUUACACAGUCUCAUUAAACUAUGUACAUCCACAAGGCAAAUCUUGUGCGACUAUCUUUGAGCGAGUGAGUUACAAUGGCCGCACCAGUCUUGUUCGAUGUAAACCACUCAGUGGUAGAACACAUCAAAUCAGAGUGCAUUUGCGCUAUCUGGGUUAUCCAAUUGCGAAUGAUCCCAUUUAUAGCUAUGCAACCGCAUGGUCAGAUCGAAUGUUGUUAUUGUCACCAUUAAAAGAGACAGAGAGUAUUCUAAAUACUAUGGUGAAGACAGCGCCUUAUGAUUAUAUGGACGAUGACCCACUCAACAAGACAGGUUUGCCUCGCUGCGAUGUCUGCCAAGUGCCUAUUAUCCAGACAGACCCACAGCCUACCCAAUUGGCUCUGUGGUUGCAUGCGUACAAAUAUUCAGGGAAACAAUGGUCGUUUGAAACGCCUCAUUUACCUGCAUGGGCAAACGAAUCAUUUACGGACGAUACUGUGAUCAUCCCUGCUACGUUUUAA